CAACAGUAAGUGCUGAGCUGCAAGCUCAACGCUCAGAUGCAGAUACGGCGGGCAGUAAUACGGUUGCGGACUGGCUCAUGUCCAAUGCUGCGAGUCUGGUGCAGGGUCUGACGUCCUAUGGAGGCCAUCAAGCAUUCAGCAAAGAUGCCUGGUCGACGGCUUGUAAUAUGCUAGCGACGAAGAAGGCGAUGUAGCACAGUUGUGAGCCACGGCUGCAUCUCGAUGAGGGUGAGUGUUAUGGAUCGCGAUCAUUCGCUCUCAAGAGAUUUGACAGCACAAUUGCCACUCAUGCCUUACUUAGCACAGGAAGCCUGCAGACGUCAUUCACAGACCACAAUCGUGCCAUCGCACGCUCAGAACCGACCCUCACAACCCGCAUGUAGACUGGGAGGAUGAGUAACAACGCCGCGAGCAGUAAGAAACAUCAGCUACGCAGGCGAAGUCACCGUCUGUGGUUCAGCAACCAAUGUUCAAGCGUCCCGUGCAGAAACCCCAACGGCGCACAAGGCACGUCAACUAUAGGGCUGUCGCAAUCGACGAGCGUCUCGUUUCCGACGCAGAAAUCUCAGGCCGACGGAACAAGAGGCCAUUAAGCGGUCGUGGAGCCAAGUCGGGUAGCUCAACCAGGAGAAACAGAGGGCUCACAGGGAGGCGGCAAGGAUGCACGAGAGAACCAUGGCGUUAUGCGAAGAAGCUGACAGGAUGUGAAACCCGCGCUGACUGGCAAUUCUCGGACCCUGGUAGACUGGUACCAGAUAUGGGCAAGUGUUGUACAAAGCUCCUGAGGUGGCCGAAGCGCACGCAAAGGCGAGAACGGAGCGAUGCCUGCAACUGGAAGUGAGAAACAGCGACGUCGUAAAUAAGUCUGGUUGAGGGAAACGGACUGAGGCAGGGCGAAGAACUUGACUCACGCUUUCUGAAGGAGGCGUGAGAGCGCCCAGCCGAGGUUGCUCAACCUCGCCGUACCAACACUGGU
Messenger RNA from Baudoinia panamericana UAMH 10762, 976 nucleotides. RefSeq lists its product as uncharacterized. Bases 467 to 841 code for a protein of 124 amino acids. The record is from RefSeq and is a predicted model, not a curated record. The transcript has a single exon. Lineage: Eukaryota; Fungi; Ascomycota; Dothideomycetes; Mycosphaerellales; Teratosphaeriaceae.